UAAACCACGAAGGCCAUUUUGACAACGGCACAGGCUAUUCCUGCAAGUAUUGCGUUUUCGUUAACGUUUCAGGCAUCCAUUGCGACUGCUUCUUGUUUGAUGUUUUGGCAAAAAGAAGAAGAAGAAGGAGAAAAACACAGCCACCUGAGCUUAAUUUCACUUCUCUACGUGUGUUACAUGUGAAAGAAAAUAAGAAUAAUCUCAUCGCUUCCUUCCUGAAUCCUGCGUUCAUUGUCUCCACGAGGCUUCACCAUGGAAACCUGGCGCGAGCGACCAUGAUGGCAAACCGGGCAGGAAAAGCACACAGCGGCGCAUAUGUAAACAACCAUGGUUAGAGGGACAUAUCUCUGUUAAACUGUUUAAUUUUUAUUUGUAUUUUUUUUCUUUAAUUUUUUUGCCUAUGUGGCAUUCUGUGGCCUGCUUUUUGACAACAAAUGUAUCGAGCUUUUUUUUUUUUUUUUAAAUAGGAGUGUUUUUGUAUUAGGCUACCAUUUCAAGUGCCAAAGUGUUACACCUUAAAGGUCCAGUUUGAUAACCAGAAUUUGUGUGAAAUGAGUUAAAGGUACAUGCAAAAUCCAGUUUCAGUGCAGGGAGUGACAAUCAGGAGACCACACUGAAUCCAGUCAUCAGAUGCCACUCUCAGGUCGAAAGCUUGUUUGACAUGGGAGUUAAGAGGGUGCCAGACAAGCCAGCUCAAUGUACUUGUAAUGUACUUUUUACGAACUGCUUGUUUCAAGAGUAACAAGGACAAUAAGGAUCUAUUUUUCAUUCCUCAAAUAACCUAUUGGCUUUUCGAAAUGCCUCGGAACCGGGCCUUUUCCGAGCCAGAGUACUCUGCGGAGUAUUCGGCAGAAUGCUCAGUCACGUUGCCCUCUGAUCCAGGCCAAGCAGUGGGAAGAACCCAUGAGGUCACGGUGCGUAACUCAGGCUGCUGUUUGUGUCUCCCUCGCUUCAUGCGUCUCACGUUCACCCCAGACUCACUAGAGAACCUUUACCAGACCUAUUUUCGCAGGCAGCGGCAUGAAACCCUACUGGUGUUGGUGGUGUUUGCAGCCCUCUUUGACUGCUAUGUGAUUGUGAUGUGUGCUGUGGUGUAUACCAGUGAUAAGCUGGCGUCCGUGGCUGUGGCGUGUGUAGCAUUGGCUGUGGACAUCGUGCUCUACCUACUGUGCCGCUACGGCCUUCUGCCUGAGCGCAUCUCCCGCCGGCUGGUGCCCUAUGCCCUAUGGGUGCUCAUAGAUGCCCAGAUCUUCUGUUAUCUAGGAUUGAACUUUGCCCGCUUCCACCAGGCCAGUGACACAGUAGGCUGGCAGGCAUUCUUCAGCUUCUCCUUCUUCUUGACACUGCCAUUACGACUGACACCUAUUGUGCUCAUCACAGCUGUGUCAUGUGGUGUGCACACGUUGGCGCUGGGCGUCACCAUCGCACAGCAGCAGCAAGAGGACAUCCAAGGAGCUGCUCUCGGGAGACAGCUGUUGGCCAACAUCCUGAUCUACAUAUGUGCAAUUACUGUGGGGCUUAUGUCAUAUUACAUGGCUGAUCGCAAACACCGCAAGGCCUUUUUGGAGGCCAGGCAGUCUCUGGAGGUGAAGCUGAAUUUAGAGGAACAGAGUCAGCAGCAGGAACGUCUACUGCUGUCCAUUCUUCCCAAGCACAUAGCAGACGAGAUGCUACAAGACAUGAAAAAAGAGGCCAGUCAGAAAGAGAUGCAGCAGUUCAACACUAUGUACAUGUAUCGGCAUGAAAAUGUUAGUAUUCUAUUUGCAGACAUUGUGGGAUUCACCCAGCUCUCUUCUUCCUGUAGUGCACAGGAGCUAGUCAAGCUGCUCAAUGAGCUGUUUGCCCGCUUUGACAAACUGGCUGCUAAAUAUCACCAACUGAGGAUUAAGAUCCUUGGGGACUGCUACUACUGUAUCUGUGGCCUUCCAGAUUACCGAGAAGACCAUGCAGCCUGCUCCAUAAUGAUGGGAUUGGCCAUGGUGGAAGCUAUUUCCUAUGUUCGAGAGAAGACGCAGACAGCUGUCGACAUGCGUGUUGGGGUGCAUUCUGGAACAGUUCUUGGUGGGGUGCUGGGACAGAAGCGCUGGCAGUAUGAUGUCUGGUCCACAGAUGUCACAGUGGCCAACAAAAUGGAGGCUGGAGGUAUACCUGGGCGAGUGCACAUCUCCCAGAGCACACUGGAGUGUCUUCAUGGUGAAUUUGAUGUCGAGCCAGGGAAUGGAGGCGACCGCUGUGAAUACCUGAGGGAGAGAGGCAUUGAGACUUACCUGGUUCUUGUUCCCAAAGGACCAGUGAGCAAGAAUGGCAUCAAUGGAGUGAAGCUGUCGGUCACUUCAUCUAAUGGGAACUCUCCUCUGCUGAUCAACACUACAGAAUGUAAUGGCAGUGUACACACAGCCUGCACCACACCUGAAGAACCAGAGGAGCUGGAUACACGGGUGGUGAAUCCCUCGUUCCCAAACCCUCGGCGGCGUCUUCGUUUGCGAGACCUUGCUGAGAGAGUCAUUGAUGCUCAGGAAAAUGAGCAGGAGCUGAAUAAACUCCUGAACGAGGCACUGCUGGAGAGAGAGACAGUGCAGGCAUUAAAGGGAAAGUACACUAACCGCCUGUCGCUGCGCUUUGUGAACCCUGAGCUGGAGACACGUUUCUCGGUCGAAAAGGAGAAGCAGAGUGGAGCUGCCUUCAGCUGUUCCUGUGUAGUGCUGCUUUUUACAGCAGCAAUUGAGGCACUUAUAGACCCUCUGUUGAUAGCCAACUAUGUGACUCUAGCUGUGGGGGAAGUACUACUGCUCAUUCUCACCAUCUGCUCCCUGGCAGCCAUUUUCCCACGGGUAUUUCCUAAGAGACUGGUAUCAUUCUCUACAUGGAUUGAUCACACACGUUGGGCUCGCAACACUUGGGCCAUGGCAGCCAUAUUCAUCCUCACACUGGCCGACAUAAUAGACAUGCUAAGCUGCCAGCCUCCACAGCCUGUUGGGGACGUUUCUCCAGCCCCUGGUGAACUAGGCGGUUGUCUGGAGAACCCCAAAUAUUACAGCUACAUUGCUGUAUUAGCGCUGAUUGCUACUACCAUGCUGGUGCAGGUCAGCCACAUGGUGAAGUUUACUCUGAUGCUGCUGAUCACAGUAGCUUCGGGAAUCAUCAACAUUUACAGUUGGAGGGACAUCUUUGACCAGUAUGAUCUAACCCACUAUAAGAAGUUCAGGUGUAAUAUCAUGUUGUUGUAUUUCCCACCCCUAUUAUUAUUAUUUACUGACUGGAUUCAGAAUCUGGUGCUUUUUAUGUUCCUGAGCAGAAUAUACCUCGUGCCAUCCAAAUAUACAAUGACUGUGAUGAUCUUCAUCAUGAUGGUCAGCUUCUACUACUUUGCACGGCAUGUGGAGAAACUGGCCCGCACGCUGUUCCUGUGGAAAAUUGAGGUACAUGAGCAGAAGGAGAAGGUGUACGAGAUGAGACGCUGGAACGAGGCUCUGGUCACGAACAUGCUCCCAGACCAUGUUGCCCGCCACUUUCUGGGCUCCAAAAAGAGGGAUGAGGAACUGUACAGCCAGUCCUAUGAUGAGAUUGGGGUCAUGUUCGCAUCUAUCCCAAAUUUCUCCGACUUCUACACAGAGGAGAGCAUCAACAAUGGGGGUAUUGAGUGUCUGAGGUUCCUCAAUGAAAUUAUCUCAGACUUUGAUAGUCUUUUGGAUGAGCCUCAGUUUCGCUGUAUAACCAAGAUUAAGACUAUCGGCAGCACUUACAUGGCAGCAUCAGGAGUCACUCCUGACACCAACGCUAACGGCUAUGCUGGCAUGAAGCAAAAGGAGGAAUUGUCUGAUAGAGAGCGCUGGCAGCACUUGGCAGAUCUGGCGGAUUUUGCUUUGGCCAUGAAAGUUACUCUGAUGAACAUUAAUUACCAGUCCUUUAACAACUUCAUGCUUCGUAUUGGGUUGAAUAAGGGUGCUGUUCUUGCCGGGGUCAUUGGGGCUCGGAAGCCUCAUUUUGACAUCUGGGGCAACACUGUUAACGUGGCUAGUCGCAUGGAGUCUACAGGAGUGAUGGGAAACAUUCAGGUGGUGGAAGACUGCUAUAACAUCCUGAAGGACUAUGGCUUCCGUUUUGUGAGAAGAGGACCCAUCUUUGUUAAAGGGAAGGGGGAGCUGCUCACUUAUUUUCUAAAAGGACGAGAAAAACAGGGCUCUUUCAUCAAUGGCUCCUCUGUCACACUGCCUCAUCAGGUGGUGGACAGCUCUUGACCUACAUGCACAUAAAACCAACAAACACAAAACUUCAAGUUAACAAUCGCCCACCCGACAUAUGUAACAUACAUAUAACAAGUCAGACCUUUUGAAGGGGAAUUUCACAGAUUUUCAAAAAUCUAUCAUAAUUCAUUUGGUGAAAAUGAAGUCAUGCAGAGAGAAGAGAAGAGGAGAGACAAGAAGAGAAGAAAAGAAAAGAGAAGAGAAAAAAAAUCCUAACAUUUUUGAUAGGAACCUGGGGUAAUUAUAUGAACUUCAUACACAAUGAGUCCUAUUAUAAGUAGCAUUAUGAAAUACAAAUUGGACAAAAAAGACAUUCAGUUUCUUUAAGCACAAAAGGACAUUUAUUGUACCUGCACAUCAAAUUACAUCUGCUCUGGGCUGUUCACUUUCUUUAUCGGUGUUCUUUAGUCUUCCUCAUCCUUCUGGCACUCUCUCUGUUAGUCUGCUGCAAUUCUUCAUCUGCAUUCGUAGGUUAAAACUGAUGCAGCUUUUGGAUAUAUUAAAAUAUAUGGUAUCCCCCUAUGCUGCCAUCCAAGAGUGGAAUAAUUUGUUGACUGGCUAUAGCUACCGGCUAUAUUAACAACAGAAAUGCCUAUAGUGGUUUGGGAGUUUGGCUCGCAUGUACUGUGCAAGAGUGGGAAUGAGAACAAGACACAGAAGUAAACAAAGAAGACAAAGAAGUAAAAGGAUACUAAAAGAUGUCCCAAAUGCAUAGGGGACUGUUUCCCAGCACUACGUCUGUUGCACCUUCAUCACUGGAUGUUGGUCCAUAACACUUCCAGUCUUUUGAAUUUGUUAAUAAGUUUGGUAACAGCUUCCAAUCCAGCCAUGAGAAUGAUUUCAAUACGUUCUUUUUUUUGUCAAAGGCAUUCUUAAAGGCUAUCUGGAAAAAUAGUGUGUUUGCCCUAUGUAUGGAGACUAGUGGGACACCCUGUAAUUUAUAAAAUAAAUAAAUAAUUAAUUAAUUAAGGCCAAAGCCUUAUCACAAAGCUUCUAGUGCAUCAGCCAUAUAUUUGAAUCAUUUUCUGUAAACUUUCUGUGAAGUAGAAACUCCUAGAGGCUUUACGCACUUCAAACUGCUGGUUCCUGUCACUGCCAUUGUAAAUACUUCUGAAUAACUGAUGCAUAUUUCAUCAAACAAUCCAAAUAACUUUCAUUACUCCUUAAAGAUUGAAUUAGGUAGAAAUUUGAAGUAUCUGUGGAAUUCCCCUUAAAAAAAAUUAUUGUGUUGCAUAUUAAAAGGGAGGCAGAUCACAGAAAUGGUGUGUAAAAUGAGAUUCUCUCUGGUCACUCAGGAGAAAUACAGGGUCAUACUGUACUUGGAUUAUUUAAAUAAUGACUAGCUGUAAGGAAAGGAUGGAAGGAAACAUGAAUGAUUUUCCAAAAAUAAUUUAUCUGCUGAAUCAGUAACACAACUGUUUGAGUACAACACAGAGUACAAACAGUAGAUUUAGUGACCCAGUGGAUAAAAUCAAGAUUGUACAUGACACAUA
Molecule: messenger RNA, 5737 nt
Organism: Ictalurus furcatus (blue catfish)
Lineage: Eukaryota; Metazoa; Chordata; Actinopteri; Siluriformes; Ictaluridae
Gene: adcy3a
Product: adenylate cyclase 3a
Exons: 20
Coding region: 708-4238 (1176 amino acids)
Biological process (GO): intracellular signal transduction; cAMP biosynthetic process; adenylate cyclase-activating G protein-coupled receptor signaling pathway
Cellular component (GO): plasma membrane
Molecular function (GO): adenylate cyclase activity
Source: RefSeq, a predicted model, not a curated record